This is a messenger RNA of Drosophila innubila, 2619 nucleotides long. RefSeq lists its product as uncharacterized. The record is from RefSeq and is a predicted model, not a curated record. The coding region runs from base 242 to 2416 and encodes 724 amino acids. The transcript has 4 exons. NCBI's taxonomy places the organism in Eukaryota, Metazoa, Arthropoda, Insecta, Diptera, Drosophilidae.
CGACCGUUCGCUCCAAUCAGUUAACGAGCGAGCUGCAAAGCGGUCGGCAGAAAAAAACGCUGAGAACGCGGGAGCUGCUGCUGCUGCUGCCGAGAGUCGAGAGCCCAAGAGCUGCGGCAUUGGCGUUCGAUAAACGACGACGUGGAGAAGUCAACUGAAGACCAACAACAAAAACGAAUAAAAAACUUUAUUAAAAUCAGGUGUACAACUGCGAAAUGCUGGCCAAAAUCAUUUAACAGCCAUGGCUCAGCUAACGUCUGUGGGCCAAGGUCAACUGGCGACCUUUGGUCCACUGCUUGCCACGGCCAUGGUACUCGUGAGUCUCGUCCUGGCGCUGCUCGGCAUCAAAUUCUGGGGAUUCCGGCGACGUCUCACCUUUGAUCGCGCACCUGCGUCGCAGCAGCCGCAACAACAAUCGCAGUCGCAGCAGACGCCACGUUAUGCUGCCUAUGAAUCGCAGGUUAACGGCACCGACAACGCUGUACAUGGAGUAUUUCGACAGCGCAAUACGGACGAAUUCGAAAGUAUCAGACCUACAAACUCGGCAGCAAGUAAAUAUCUCACAGGAAGCGUACCAAAUUUGACACUUGCCUCUUUAGCACCUCGGGAGCCCAAGGAAGUGCCCACUAUACCGGAACUGUCUGGCACAGUUCCCUAUCGAAAUGGACCAGAGCCACAAGCGGCGCAACGUAGACGCCGAGAAGUGCAUAGCGCCAACUAUGAAUAUUAUGCAACGCCACCAACGCGACAACCGCCUGCACCACCAGGAGCAGCAGAUGCACCAGCAGCACCUCCAGCACCACUGACAGCUGCCGAGUCUGCUGUGGAGCAACUGGAUAUACCCAAUUUCGAUCAUUUUGCUGAGAAAUACGAGCUGAUCAGUGCCAAGCCGGCUGAACACGGAGUGCCAAGAGAAUCGCAGCUAGUCCACAAGGAGAACGGGCGUUAUGUCAAAUAUGAGCGGGUCGAUGAUGUUCCAGAACUGCUGACCCCCGAUGAUGAUCAGGCAGGAGCAUCCAUUUCAGUGGCUGCCAUGGUGCAUCAUAUACCAAAGGAUUCACAGCAGGAUCUCCAGCUGAAGUCCCAGAUGACAAUAGAGGAGGAACCCCAACUGGAACCAAAAACAAUCCGCAACAUUGAAUUGAAUAAUCAGUUGCUUCCGCUGGAGCACACAGAUUCGGCUUUCGUUGUGGAGAUCAUUGCGGGCACUCCAGAUGCAAUUGAGCAAACGGAGCCGGUGAUAGCCCCGAAAUUGUUUGAUGAUCUGGAAGUGACAUCGCAUCAUCUGGAUGCCGAAUUUGAGCUAAAGCGAUCCUCCUACGAAAUGAACGAGGCGGACAUUCUGGACAUUCAGCCAGACUUUUCAGGAUUGCAGCCGAUUGAGCCAGCGCCAAGUAGUCCGCCAGGAUUUGGCAAGAGCAUUGAUGAGGAUUGGGAGAACUUUGAGAAUCUAGAUCAUGUGACGGAUUUGCCCGAGCCCAAUUGGUCAGUGCAUCCCGCUCUGCUGGAGUCGCCCUUGGAGGCAGAGAGUGAAACCAACUUAGAGUUGGAAAACGUGGUACAGCAGGAGACGCUCUUUCAGCAACUCGAGCUAAUGGAGCCGACAUCUGAGGUACCGCAAUCGGAGCCGCCUCCAUAUGAGGCACGACUGCCUCCUCCCCCCAUCCUACCCGACUACGAGUCCCUGAUGCAGCAGGAAAAGUCAAAAACUCAACGAAAUCUACCCAGAUAUGCGGAUGUAGUGGGUCAGGAUCGGGCAAACAAUACAAAGUACGUGAGCAGCAUAGAAGAUCUCUUUGGUGAGCUGCAGGUAAAUGGAGAAACGCUCACAGGCAAUUCUACCCACGUGAGCAAUUUCGAGGAGCUCUGCGAGGAACUGGAGAUCGUUCCAUCGCCAGUGCCAGCACGACGAGCACCUCAGCCAGCUCCCCGUGUCUCCAAGCCGACCACUCUCAAUGCCCGAGGCGAUGCACCGCCUCUGACAUGCUACGAGCCCGAGGAACUGCCCAAUUCCAGCUCAAGUGAAGAGGAAGCAGUUGGUCCGGCACCACAGACACAGCCACAACCACAACCACUUCCUGCCAAGCGACAGCGUCAUGUGCGCUUCGAUGUGGAGAACCUGCAAUACUAUCAGUCAGCUGAGGUGCCCAGCUCAAAUGAGUCCGAAGUGGACUUUCAAUCCGCCGAUGAGUCCGACACAGAAUUGCCUCCAAGAACCACACAGCGCAUGGUCACACUGCCAACUGAUGGGGAGAACAAUGUGCCUAGACUCUUUGGCACACAGGUCUCGCAAGAAGAAAGCGAUGAUGAUGACGGAGCAUUUGGACGUGCCAUACGAGAGCAUCGUACCAUGACAGAGUCACUGCGUCCAGUUGUUCAACUGGAUCGUAACAGUGAGAGAGGCGCUGAGGCUUAGGAUACCCAUUAGCAAAGAUGCUGCUCUUCAUUUCCUUAGCAAAGACAGUAUUUAACUUGUACAUAAUAUGCUAUAUAUGUAUAUAUCCAAAUAUAUAUACUAUAGUCAAAUAUAUCAAUAUAAAGUAGAAGAUUGCCAUAUAAUGUUGACUAUGUUUAAAUAAAGUUAUCAUAAAUAUGUAUAAAUGUAUUAAAGAAAGCAAA